ACUUUAUUCUUGUUUACCCCCUUAAACAUAAUACCGACCAUCAAACUUCAAUAAAGUGUUUUUGUAUUGAAUGAGAUACAAUUAAUCAAGGACUAAGUUAGAAUAAGUCAAAGAUAUGUCUUAAGAAAGAUUAUGCUGGAUUUUGAGGUUUGUUCUUACUAAUUUGCCAAUUUUGUAAUAAGACCACUCGAAAUACCCUUUAAUUUGCACAAGCAAUAAGGGUUAGAAGGGCCUGUAAUGAUUUUCCGGGGACCUUCUCCAAUGCUCUAGUCAUCAAGUAUCCUAAGUAUUUGUCUAAUAAACCCUUGACCAAGUGCAUAGUGGCUCUUAACUUGGAGAGUUAAUAUUAAGGCUUGUUUGUGGCAUGAAGCCUAUGUAAUAUUAACAAACUCUUAUUUGUCUUGUAGAGCAAAUGUUCAUCAAUGUCAAAUUGAUUGAAGAAUGUUCUAAUGCUAUCAUUCUCAAUAAAUAUUGUUUGAAGAUCAAUAAAUGUUUGAGAAUAAAAUGCUUAAACUAUUGAAUAAUAAAUACCUAGAAAAUGGUGUAGUGAUGGAGUAUUUAUAUCUCAUCAUUGGGGAUUCUUAGAAAUGUCUUAAAUGUUCUUCUAAAGAGGUCGUUCUCAAUUUCAAGACACUUUUCUUGUAGAGUCAGCUACAAACCUUGACGUGACGGCUUCUCAUUGGAUUCAUGGUGGUGCAUUAAAUGUUGUAAAUAACCUUUCUCUCUUUCAAGGACUGACGUGUGUUGUUAUCAGUAAACAUAGCCUCAUGUCAAUACUACAUGAGUGAUCUAUUAACUGUAUAUGUACUCAUUGAACGCUCUAUAAUUUAUGCACUGUCAAUGAAAAGUAGCCCUUUUAGGCUAGUGAAAUCUAUGCACAUUCUCCACUUUUCUGGUUGAGCUUUUUUGACAAGGACCACAUUAGCCAGACAGUCUGGGUACAUAAAUGGUUCAAUGAACCCAGUAUCAAGCUGCUUUUGUAUCUCAUCCUAAAUGAUGUUAUCUUUUUCAGCCCCAAAAUUUCUCUUAUUCUAUUUUAUAGGCUGCAUCCCUUGUAACAUAUUCAACUUGUAAAUGAUAGUUGCAGGCUCAAUGCUUUAGCAUAUCAAUUGAGUAUGAAAAAGGUAUGCACUUUUCAGGAUCUAGCUCCUUCCCAAUCUUUACAGUUUUUUAUGAUCCUUCAUCCUAGAUCACUUCUUUUACAUUUUGUUCAUCCACCUCCAUUUGAGGGGAGUUAGGUUUUUGUGUCCUCCUCCUUUGUGGGCCUAGGAUCGAGCUCAACUGGUGUUUUCUUUCUAUGACCAGAGCUGGAGGGUUUGGUUUUUGUUUUCUUGGAUGGCCUCCUGAUUUCUUCUUUUGUAACAGAUAAUUUAGAAGGCUCGUUCUGCGAUCUGGAUCCUACAUUAACUUUGUUGAUCAUAUUACAAGACAUGGCCAUCCUUUGGUUCUCUCUCGCUCUCUCUCCCAACCCUGUCUGUAACAGGCUUAAAUUUCUUAAUCUUAAUCUUCCGAUUAAUUAUUCCGAAUUUUUUUUUAAUUCUAAUUCCUAAUUCUUUGGUUAUCUAAUUUAAAUCACCUUUAAUUCCUAAACUUUUUCGAUUUUGUAAUUUCUUAAAAUGGAAAAAGGGGACUUUGGAUGAAAAUACUUGGGUGAAAUAAUUGAAAUCAGUAAAAUUCAAAAGCAGUACAACUCACGAAGGAUUGGGUGAAGAGGAAAAGUUCAGAAAGUUUGAAGAUGGGCAACAGGAAAAUGAAGGGAAGAGAGAUAAAGAAAAUGAAAAGUUGCCUCAAAUAGCCUUAUAUGUGGAAGCUACUACCUUACCCACUAAAAAAACCUAGAAUUUUUGAAAUUGUUGAGUGAAAAAAAAAAAUAAUAAUUAAAUAAACGAAUUUUUAAAAAAAUCCCAAAAGUAAGUGUCCAAACCCCAAAGCUGUGCUUUAGAGCUGUUCGUAGUUACUAACUGCGAACAGCAUAUAAGACAAACUAGUUGUUCGCAGUUAGUAACUGAAACAGCUAUUUUGUCUUAUAUGCUGUUCGCAGUUACUAACUGCGAACAGACCUGAUCUACAAAAUCAGAUCAGUUUCUGUUUUUCGCAAAAUCUCAUUUCUCAAACCCUACUUCACUCGACAUUUCCACCUUCUCCCUCUAAAACCAUUGAUUCAUUUCAUCAAAUCGUACAAUCCUCUUUGAAUUUGGCACUUCAAAAUUAGUGUGGGAUACUAUAGCUUGCACAAAGGUUUCUAGUUGUUAAAUCAAGACUAAUCUUAAUCAUCCAUAAGCGUUGAAGCAGUAGAGGAGAUGGAUCCAGCAGCUCCAGGACCACUAGACCCUAGUGUGUUAACCAUGCAGCAUGAGCACAGGAGUACUCUUCUUUGGGAUGCUGAUGAGGGCACCAUUUGGAGGUACACCAAGGCGUACAUCCUAUAUUUGAUAGGUGUUGUGUUGUUUGCCGAUAAAACAAGCAACCAAAUACAGCUCCUAUACUUAACAUUACUUGACGACCCGUGGGAGCACAUCGCCGAGUAUAGCUGGGGCUCCGCAGCCCUGGGAUACUUGUACAGGAGGCUUUGUGGUGCUGCCCAUAAGAACGUCAAAGAGAUUGCAGGACCACUAGUCAUAUUACAGCUGUGGGCGUGGGAGCAUACUCUUAUCGGCCAACCUUACAGAACCGUUGGUCGUGGUGAUACUGCUCCUCCACCACAACCAGGCCCAAAUAUUGCGUACGGUUUGAGGUGGAAUUUUGCCCGCCGGACGCGCAAGCACACCGGCAGCAGUCUAGGAUUCUACCGAGAUCAAGUAGACCUCCUACGACCCAACCAGUUUUUGUGGGACUCAUACCCAGCGGAAGCCUACGCAGCUGUAUCCGAACACUCGGGGAUUCAUUCCGGAGCGUGGAGGGCUUUUGUGCCACUCAUAUGCUUCGACAUUGUCGAAGUACAUCUACCAGAGUGCGUAAUGCGCCAAUAUGGGUUGGUACAGGGCAUUCCACCGCCUUGUGACACUGAACCCCAGCUGCACCUAAUUUCGCGAAGAAAUCAAGCCGGGGCAAACUGGAUGGAGAUCAACGGGCGCCACAUCGCUCGUUGGGAUCAUAGACUUGAGCUGCUGGCACAAGGUGCGCCGAUCGAUGUUGUCGGUGCACCUACUACACCUGACUAUAUGCCGUGGUUCCUCUCCAUCACGCGCCGAUGGAUGACACCACGUGCCAUCUUGGAAGCAGCACAUUACGCACCUGCUGCGCCUACGAUGACCCAAUUUGCACAAGGUGCGGCAGACGUGAUGCGGUACAGCCAGGAGGAGCCGGUGAGGGAGAUUGCGCAUGGCAUGCUCUUCGGCUCGCAGUUCCAGCACUUCAUACAGGAAGUCGCUGCACAACACUCACCAACUACCUCCCAUACGCACAUGGCAUGCUCUCCUUCUUAUGACUACCAUUUGGAGGAGAUGGAUCAUUCAUAUCUCGUUGACGCUGUGAGGACCUCGCAGGCUGGGCCAUCACAGCCAUCACAGUACCAGUCCCCUCCACUGCCAGAGCGUCACGCGAACGCCUUUUACUAUCGUAGGAGGCGAAGGAGACCAACUCAGUUGGAUAUGGUAGAUGAGGGUUCGUGAGCGUUAACGAUUACCUUUUGUGUAUUUGGAUCGACUAUGUACAUAUAUAUAUAUAUAUUUUAAUUGACUUGUAUAUUUCACACAUUUGUAUAUAUUUUGUUGUAUAUACGUGUUUAAUUACUUUAUC
This is a messenger RNA of Amaranthus tricolor (Joseph's coat), 3738 nucleotides long. Its product is annotated as serine/threonine-protein phosphatase 7 long form homolog. Bases 2301 to 3611 code for a protein of 436 amino acids. The record is from RefSeq and is a predicted model, not a curated record. Gene Ontology annotation, biological process: meristem maintenance; meristem development. Lineage: Eukaryota; Viridiplantae; Streptophyta; Magnoliopsida; Caryophyllales; Amaranthaceae. The transcript is spliced from 6 exons.